AGGAUGGAACGCGAGGGGAGCGGCGGCAGCGGCGGGUCGGCCGGGCUCCUGCAGCAGAUCCUGAGCCUGAAGGUUGUGCCGCGGGUGGGCAACGGGACCCUGUGCCCCAACUCUACUUCCCUCUGCUCCUUUCCAGGUACUAGAUCAGGAUGCCAUGGUGAACAAAAGAAAGCCCUUUCCCACAUGGAGCUUUCAUUCCAAUGGAGGGAGGGAGAAAACAACCAACCUGUGGGCUGGAACAGCUAGUGAGGAUGGUGACCCUCGUGAUGCAGAGCAUGGCGUUUCUCCAGUCCUCCUUUCCUGUCCCGGGAUCCCAAUUAUAUGUGAACGGAGACCUGAGGCUGCAGAAGCAGCAGCCACUGAGCUGUGGUGGCCUAGAUGCCCGAUACAACGUAUCCGUGAUCAAUGGGACCAGCCCCUUUGCCCAUGACUACGACCUCACCCAUGUUGUUGCUGCCUACCAGGAGAGGAACGGUGAGUCCCAGGGAGAGCUCAUUCAGCCGCUGCUCAGGACUUUCCAGUUGCCACCAUCCUGAAUGACUCCAACUCCCUCUGGCUGGUGGGCAGAGCCAUGAAACUCCAUUUGUGAUUAAUGCUGUCAUCCAAUAUCCUGUGGAAACCAUAUCAUAUCCUUUCUGUUAGAGAGGCAGUGGUAACUCAGCUUCCAAAAAGGAAAGAUUCCAAACUUGUCGCCAGUAGAAACAGAUGUGGGAACCUUUGAUUGGAAAUUGCUAUAGCACUGUAUCUCCACAUAAAUGACUGAGUCUGCUCUUUAUAUGGGGGGGAAAUCAUUUCCUGUUCGUAUUUCUUUCUGAGCCAUUCUUCUAAGUCAGAAUCAUCCAUAUUUAUUAUUUAAUAAUCUUUCAUUAUUCCUUUCAUCUUAAGAGUAUUUGAAAUAUUCUUGCCAUUUCCUGUCUGGCCUAAACCUUAGUUUACUUUAACUUAUACCAUGUGGUCCUCAACUCUUUAACUAUCUGUCCUUAUCAGCCAGGAUUCUGGGAGAUGGUAAAGUUCGCCUGGGUGCAGUAUGUCAGCAUCCUGCUUAUCUUCCUCUGGGUGUUUGAAAGAAUCAAGAUCUUCAUGUUUCAGAAUCAGGUGGUGACCACCAUCCCUGUGACAGCGACGCCCCGGGGAGAAAUGUGUAAGGAGCACUUAUCCUAGGAAGGCCUUUUCUGAAGACUUGGCAGGACCGUGGCUGCCUCAUUGUCAUCUUCUGGGAACAUCUUAGGACCUUUUGAAAGAGCCCAGCGGACACAUGCGGGCCUGUGUGCUUUUCUCCUCAGAGACAACAGUUCUUUCCAGUUUUGCUCUACACAAGUUCCAUAUCUUCAGAGCUCCUGCAGAAUCACCAAGGACUAGUUUGUGGAAAUGUCUGAGGUUUCCCUGAGGCUAUAAUUAGCUUUUUGGGGUUUUCUUCCUUGCCUUAGGGUUGAAUUUCAGGAGACAAUUGCAGUCAGUUCAGACAUCUUGGAAAGAGUCCCAUCUCUGGUCAAGCAGAGACUUUUCCUCUGCUGAACUGAGAAACACGCUGUGCAUUUCUUCCUUCUACUGUGAGCCACUCUUACUCUUUCCAGGGCUCUCUUGUGACAAACAUGCCAAUCAUAGCACUUUGCACCCCUGGGCAUCUCCAUUUCCCAUUCAGAGCUUUGAUUUCCAGAGCUGAGGCCUUUAACUGGAGACCUGGAGGGGCAGGGCCCAAGGGCAAGGGCCGCAUUUGCACAGGCAUGAGGGAGGGCUGCUGAAGGCGACUUGGACACUUGGAAGGACACUUGGACUGUCCACCUGCUCCUGCCCAACAGUCAGUCAUCUGUAAUCAGCUCAGCUGAGCAGCCCUGGAUCCCUGCCCGACUGUGGCUGGCUCUUUGCCCUAUUUUGCCCUCUGUCUGUGCCCCUGAUGGCAGACUGAAGUCAGAGGGGCUGUUUCAUUCCCAGCCCCCUCAGCAGCACUGAGGGAAGAAAGGAUUGUCACAACAGGUUCUUUCUGGCCCUCACCCAACAGCCUGGGCACUGGGCCCUCCUCCUCCUUGACAGCCCUCCCCCUUCCUGCAAAGGACAGGGGCAACAGGAAUUGGUGUUGGGAUUGGCUCCCACGGCCUGACAACCACAAGUUUAUUUGGAGGGCUAGUGGGAAGCCCAGUGGCUGGCCUUUCCCUUGACUAAGGAACACAGUGCCCAUCAGAGGAGGGCAGGCAGCUUUGGGAGGGACACAAGAAGCAGUGAGGGAGUAAAGAGGAUGCUGGCCUGGGCAGGCCAGUCCAGCCUGGCCACUAGCAGAAUGCCAAGCAGUUCAGUGGAUUACCCUCGUGGCUAAGCAAGUGUCUGCAAGAGCAGAGAUGGCUGGAAGGGGACUCUGCACAGGGAAAAUGGCUUGUUCAGCCCAUUCAUCUCCUGAGGACGCGUGCAGUCUCCUCCAAGGACAGACGGAGCUGCUUUCUGAUCCCAAGCAGGUCAUUACCACUGGGAGGACAUGGCCCCUGUGAUCCAUGUUUCAUGUUCACUCGGAAACACACCCCUCAGUGUGUGUCUCAGUUUACCUUGGAGAUCAUUUUUCAUCUCCAGCACCCAUUUCCUUUAGGCUGACUAAACACAAUUUUGGAAACAAAGCUAUUUUGAAGUAUUCAAGCAGAGGAAUUCCCUAGUACUGUCCCCCUUGUCUUUUUUUUUAAUAUUCAGGCUAUUUUAGAUGCCUAAAUUUUUUUCUUGA
Molecule: messenger RNA, 2704 nt
Organism: Piliocolobus tephrosceles (Ugandan red Colobus)
Lineage: Eukaryota; Metazoa; Chordata; Mammalia; Primates; Cercopithecidae
Product: transmembrane protein 231-like
Exons: 5
Coding region: 201-536 (111 amino acids)
Biological process (GO): regulation of protein localization; cilium assembly
Cellular component (GO): ciliary membrane; ciliary transition zone
Source: RefSeq, a predicted model, not a curated record